Messenger RNA from Gracilinanus agilis (Agile Gracile Mouse Opossum), 821 nucleotides. RefSeq names its product G0/G1 switch 2 (gene G0S2). The transcript has 2 exons. Gene Ontology annotation, biological process: positive regulation of extrinsic apoptotic signaling pathway. Bases 141 to 449 code for a protein of 102 amino acids. The record is from RefSeq and is a predicted model, not a curated record. Lineage: Eukaryota; Metazoa; Chordata; Mammalia; Didelphimorphia; Didelphidae. Gene Ontology annotation, cellular component: mitochondrion.
UUCUGGAAGAGCUGCAACUGCCCAGGAGGAAGGGGCAUUCCACCGCUGGACCAACAGAGCGCCCCACUGACCUCAGCUUCUUCGCCUCUGUCACCUCCUUGUACCUACCUCAGGUCACUUUCUUAUCUUAAAGGCCCCAAAUGGAAACUGUCCAGGAGCUGAUUCCCUUGGCCAAGGAAAUGAUGGCCCAGAAGCCAAAUGGGAAGAUGGUGAAGCUGUACGUGCUGGGCAGUGUGCUGGCCUUUUUCGGAGUCAUGAUUGGCCUGGUGGAGACAGUAUGCAGUCCCUUUUCAGCCAUCAGCCGACUUCGGGAGGCAGAUGCAGCCGCUGCCACGUCGCAAGCUGCCAGGCUCCACGAGUCCAGGAGAAGGGAAGCACCGUCUGAGAAAAGCAAGGAGCAAGAAGCUCUGGGAGGCCGGAGCCUCUCCCAUCGCCAGCAUGCCUCCUAAGGGCAGAGCAGACGGGAGAGAAGAGAGCUGCCUCGAGAAUGUGAGAGAAGGCCAUUGAGAGGGGCACCGGAGACCAGGCUGGCGGUUCAGGUGGUCUUGACGCUUCCAUCUGGGAUGUUUCUGAUUUCAGAGAAAGGAAUCUAGGACUUGCCUGAGGCUGAGGCCAAAAGCACCCGCGGUUCCACCUAAAUGUCUGAAGUGUGAGUUUUGCUGCUGUGCAGCAGUAGAGACGGCUGAUCUGUCCUAAUGACCAUAUACAUACCUUUGUGGUAUCUCGGUGCACGCAAUACUCUGCACUACAGAGAAAGGGUGGGGACGUGGUUUUAUAUUAUCAUUAAUAUUAUUAUAAUGAUCACCUUUUGCAUUUUGAAA